AUGAACACAGUAGAGCAGAACCCCUUCAAAUGUCGGUUUUGCGACGAGCUCUUCGAAUUUUCAGGCGAGCAGCCAGUCUGUCAUAUAUGUCACGCGUUUCUGUAUGAAUAUGCAAGCAGUGAUAUGCUCAAUGUCAUAAAAAAUUCGGAUGAAAAGGAGGCAUCCAACGACAGUGGGACAGAGGAGCUAGAAGUAGAAAUGCAUCAUCAGCAGGGUCCUUAUGUCUCAUCUCCGUCUUCCCCCCCUUCUCAGUGCUACAGUACUUGGUCAUCUUCUUUGCACAAAACAUGCCCCUUCCAACAAAAAUCGGUGUCUCAACUUUCACGGUACCGCCAUGAACCUAAUUAUUCUGUUUGUGACAUUAGCACACCCACCACUUUAUCAUGUUCUGCUUUGGAAAAACUGCCUACCGAGAUUCUACUCAAAAUAUUUGACUAUCUGGAUGACUUCUCUAUCUGGGGCCUCCGUCUUGCAUCCUCUCGCUUUCGUUCUAUUAUCGACAAUGAGAUACCCGAAGAAAGGUGGGCUCUUUUUGUCGCUCACCGGUGGCCAAUAUUUGUACCGCGUCAUCGCAUCUCUUCUUGGCGCCUUCUUUACCUCAAUAUGAUGGAAAGUGUCACUUGUAGUUUAUGUCUUUCUCGUAUUCAUUUCCCAGCCGUUUUAACAAUGAACGUUCCUGGAAUACGUUUCCGACGAAUCGUUUCUGAGAUUAGGAGUCUCUGUGCAGAUCCCCCCUAUGGCAUUAAGGCGCUGGCCCUUGAUACUGAUACAUAUGCACACUGUUUGGCUGGCAUUGCUGGGCCCCCGGCUUCACCUUACGAAGGAGGCCUUUUUUAUGUCCACAUUCUUAUUCCCGAUAGCCAUCCGAUGCGUCCCCCCGUUAUUCGAUUCCUUACACGUAUUCUGCACCCAAACAUUAGUUUCCAUGGCGAUAUAGGUUUAGACUGUAUUCGACAUAAUUGGAGUCUAGCGCUCACACUUGAUAAGGUGCUUUUAAGUGUACAGUCCUUGCUCACCGACCCCUACACAAAGGUUUGUAUGGAGCCUGCGAUUGGCGAGUUGUAUAACCGAGAUCGGGACAAGUUCGAGAAACUUGCAAAAUUAUGGACAUGGAAAUACGCAUGUCACGAUUACCUCUCAACACACUUCGUCUCACAGCUUUCCCUUCCAGGCUAUAUGGACUAA
Mesocestoides corti is the source of this 1185-nucleotide messenger RNA. The record is from the annotation of a GenBank genome assembly. Lineage: Eukaryota; Metazoa; Platyhelminthes; Cestoda; Cyclophyllidea; Mesocestoididae.